Molecule: messenger RNA, 1426 nt
Organism: Dioscorea cayenensis subsp. rotundata (Guinea yam)
Lineage: Eukaryota; Viridiplantae; Streptophyta; Magnoliopsida; Dioscoreales; Dioscoreaceae
Product: ferredoxin--NADP reductase, leaf-type isozyme, chloroplastic
Exons: 9
Coding region: 134-1234 (366 amino acids)
Molecular function (GO): oxidoreductase activity
Source: RefSeq, a predicted model, not a curated record
CCACCCAUCUGAAUUCUCCAAUCCUCUCCCAUCCCCUCAUUAACAACCUCUUCUUUUUAAUCCAUCUCAUCCUCCUUCUCCUUCUCUACUACAAUUGUAGUCUCCUUCCACUUCCAUCUCCACUGCAGGACCAAUGGCUUCCACUGCAGUGACAGCCUCAGUCUCCCUCCCUUCCUCUAAGACAUCAUCCCUUGUUCUUCCUUCAAGGACAUACAUCUCCUCUUCAGACAAGCUCACUCUCAACAAGACUUGCUUGUACACCAAAAGUGUCUCCUUUUCUACCAGGAAGUUGGUCACUGUAAGAGCUCAGGUCACCACAGAAGCCCCUGUCAAGGUAAAGAAGGAAUCCAAGAAGGAUGAUGAAGGGGUUGUUACCAAUAAGUACAGGCCUGCAAAUCCUUACAUUGGGAAGUGCCUUCUGAACACUAAGAUCACUGGUGAUGAUGCUCCAGGAGAGACUUGGCAUAUGGUCUUCAGCACUGAAGGGGAGGUUCCUUACAGAGAAGGGCAGUCUGUUGGUGUGAUUGCUGAUGGAAUUGAUAAGAAUGGAAAGCCUCACAAGCUUAGGUUGUAUUCAAUUGCCAGCAGUGCUCUUGGAGAUUUUGGUGAUUCCAAGACUGUUUCAUUAUGUGUGAAGAGACUUGUAUACACAAAUGAUCAAGGAGAGAUAGUAAAGGGAGUGUGCUCUAAUUACUUGUGUGACCUGAAGCCGGGGGCUGAUGUUAAACUUACUGGACCAGUAGGAAAAGAAAUGCUUAUGCCAAAAGACCCCAAUGCAACUAUUAUAAUGCUUGCAACGGGUACUGGAAUUGCUCCUUUCCGAGGAUUCUUAUGGAAGAUGUUCUUCGAGAAGCAUGAAAAUUACAAGUUUAAUGGGUUGGCUUGGCUCUUCUUGGGAGUUCCUACAAGUAGCUCUUUGCUCUAUAAGGAGGAAUUUGAGAAGAUGAAAGAAAAGGCACCUGAUAACUUCAGGCUCGACUUCGCUGUAAGCCGAGAGCAAACAAACGAGAAGGGAGAGAAGAUGUACAUCCAGACCCGAAUGGCACAGUAUGCUGAAGAAUUGUGGGAAUUGCUAAAGAAAGACAACACUUUUGUGUACAUGUGUGGACUAAAAGGAAUGGAGAAAGGAAUCGACGACAUUAUGGGGUCUCUGGCUGCCAAGGAUGGAAUUGAUUGGUUGGACUAUAAGAAGCAAUUGAAGAAGGGAGAGCAAUGGAAUGUUGAAGUUUAUUGAUGCUUGCUGCUACUUUGUGCAAGCUGUUUCCAUUUGCCAAAAGGACCGAUCUUUUUCGUCUUUGUGUCUACUCAAUGUAGAUAGGUGAUAUUUUUCUUUUGUGGUGUAUUUUCCUUUGUUUGGUACUUACUUGUAAGUAAUCUCAACUUCAAUUUAUAAACUUUUUCACAAGUUUGAUACAAUAUUUUCUCA